Messenger RNA from Mycetomoellerius zeteki, 2610 nucleotides. RefSeq names its product long-chain-fatty-acid--CoA ligase 1. The transcript is spliced from 8 exons. Lineage: Eukaryota; Metazoa; Arthropoda; Insecta; Hymenoptera; Formicidae. The record is from RefSeq and is a predicted model, not a curated record. Gene Ontology annotation, biological process: fatty acid metabolic process. Gene Ontology annotation, cellular component: membrane; endoplasmic reticulum. Gene Ontology annotation, molecular function: long-chain fatty acid-CoA ligase activity. Bases 1 to 1974 code for a protein of 657 amino acids.
AUGUCGUCGAGCUGUUUUCUUCACGAGCCGAUCCACCCGCCGAUAGAUCUCGGCGAUCAAUCCGACACGUUCAAGGGCAAUGAGCACAUCCGGAUGUCCAAAUUCUGCAAGGAGGGCAAAGAGGGCAAGUUCGUCACGUUCCUUUACGAGGAUGUCCGUACCCUGUACGAAGGCUUUCGUCGCGGUGCCAAGGAGUCCAAUAACGGUCCCUGUCUGGGGUGGAGAGACGGACCGAACAAACCAUACCAAUGGCUUCAUUACAACGAGACGUUGCUCAGGGCGAAGAAUUUUGGUUCCGGCCUAGUGUCCCUGGGGUUGACCCCUGGUCAACAAACCUUAGUAGGCCUGUACAGUCAGAAUUGUCCCGAGUGGAUUCUCACCGAGCAAGCGUGCUAUUCGUACUCGCUCGUGGUGGUGCCAUUGUACGAUACCUUGGGCCCUGAUGCCUGCGCGUUCAUCAUAAAUCAGGCUGACAUUAAUCUGGUGGUAUGUGAAGAUGACCAAAAGUGCAAUUUGCUCCUCGACAAAGCGCCGAGAUGUUUACGGAAGCUGGUGGUGGUGAAGGAGACGCGGCCGGCGACGAAUCAACGGGCGAAGAACCGCGGCAUCGAGCUGUACAAGUUCGACGACAUUGAACGCCUCGGCGCGCAGAAGAACCAUCCGGAGAUGCCGCCGAACCCGUCCGAUCUCUGCACAAUAUGCUACACUUCCGGUACCACCGGCAACCCGAAGGGCGUAAUGCUGACGCACCAGAACGUCAUGGCGUCUAAUUGCGCGGUGAUAAUGCAGCUGGGUGAUCACGGGAUCACGUCCAAGGACAUAAUGAUCAGCUUCCUCCCGUUGGCGCACAUGCUGGAACGUUGCUGCGAGAACAGCAUGUAUAUGAUGGGCGGUUCCGUCGGAUUCUACAGUGGUGACAUCAAGAAGCUUCCCGAGGACAUGAAAGCCCUCCGGCCUACCGUCAUGCCGGCUGUGCCUAGACUGCUGAAUCGUGUAUAUGACAAGGUGCAAGCCGAACUGCAAAACUCAUUUCUGAAGAGGAUGAUCUUCAAUAUGGGCAUGCGAGCAAAGGAGACGGAGAUCAAGAAGAGCAUUGUGAGGAUGAACAGCAUGUGGGACAAGAUUGUAUUCAAGAAGAUCCAGGAGUCGAUGGGCGGCAGGCUAAGGCUGAUGCUCGUAGGUUCGGCGCCGCUGGCGGGGAACGUCCUCACGUUCACCAGGUGCGCCCUUGGCUGCGUCGUGGUCGAAGGCUACGGUCAGACAGAAUGCACCGCGCCAAUAACGCUCACCAUCCAGGGCGAUCACGUGCCGGAACACGUGGGACCACCAGUGGCUUGCUGUUGCGUCAAGCUCGUUGAUGUUCCGGAGAUGGAGUACUUCGCGACGAACAACCAGGGUGAGGUGUGCGUCAAGGGUACUAACGUCUUUAUGGGAUAUUACAAGGAUCCGGAAAAAACUGCCGAGGUUAUUGAUGAACAGGGAUGGCAUCACACAGGAGACAUCGGCAUGUGGCAGCCUAAUGGAACGUUAAAAAUAAUCGACCGAAAGAAGCAUAUCUUCAAGCUAUCGCAAGGGGAAUAUAUCGUGCCGGAGAAGAUCGAAAACAUUUACAUACGCAGCCAAUAUGUACAACAAGUAUUCGUCCACGGAGAAUCAUUGAAAUCUUGUAUCAUAGCAAUAGUAGUACCAGACGUAGAUGUAAUUAAGUGUUGGGCGGUGGAGAAUGGCAUACCUGGUACACUGAGUGUUCUGUGCGUCAAUCCAGAAGUAAAAAAACUAAUCCUCGAUGACAUGUUAGCGUGGGGAAAAGAAGCUGGUCUGAAAUCCUUUGAACAAGUAAAGGAUAUUUAUCUCCAUCCAGAUCCGUUCUCGGUACAAAAUGGGCUUUUAACACCAACGUUGAAAUCGAAACGGCCUCAACUGAAAGCGUACUUUAAACCACAGAUAGAGGAUCUCUAUCAACAAUUGGACUGACCGGACUGAGCGAUUGUGCUAUCGCUUGUCUGCACCAGCACUGAACGCAAAAGAAAGACGUUCGAUGGUAGAAAUGGAAGCAAAGCGCCUUUCCUCGCCGCUGUUCUCUCACCGAAGUCACUAUUGUCAUCGAAUAUUCGCGCGUUAAUCCUCGAGAUACUUUUUAUUAUAUUAUCAUUUUCACGGGUACAUUAGGGACGCAGAUGGAAAAAAAAGCACCAUUUAAGCUAAUUAAGGUAAAUGAUAACAUAACAAGUAAUAAAAGGAGUUAUUAUUAGGCGCGUUUAGUUUCUCUUUCUCUCAAUUACAAGCGUCCUUGGAUAUUUUCGAUAAUGGAUGUAUUUACAAUUCAAUCCUUACCCACGCAUACUUCAAUAAUGUACACAGUGAGUUAUUUUCAUGUAAGAGGCGAAUUAUAGAAUGCAUUUUUAACUGGUAGAGUCGCAGUGAACUCACCCGAUUACGGCUCAGGUCAAAAUUACAACAAUUAGUACGUAGUUGUUAACUUGAACAGGUAAUAUUUCCUCCAAUAUUACCCUGAAGAGGUAAUAUUUCGAUGCGUGUACCCGAUAAUCGGCGCACGCAACGUCGAAAACUUUGAAUAUUACUUAAUAAAUACAUUUCUUGUUGAAUAUA